Messenger RNA from Carica papaya (papaya), 2470 nucleotides. RefSeq names its product pre-mRNA-splicing factor of RES complex protein. The record is from RefSeq and is a predicted model, not a curated record. Gene Ontology annotation, cellular component: U2-type spliceosomal complex; RES complex. Gene Ontology annotation, molecular function: RNA binding. Lineage: Eukaryota; Viridiplantae; Streptophyta; Magnoliopsida; Brassicales; Caricaceae. Gene Ontology annotation, biological process: mRNA splicing, via spliceosome.
CGGCGGCGUUUGGAAGGAAUUUUACUCUCUAAUCGAGAAAACAGAGGAAAAGAGGAAAAAUGAGAGACGCGAGCAGAGGCCAGAGUUGGUCGUAUUGAGGAAGAAGACGAGUAGGCAGAGGCGGUUUGCUGAUCGACCAGCGAGCUCAGCUAGAGAAAUAGCUGUUGGAGAAACCGACAAGGGAAAGGCGCGGAAAUCUGGAACUGAGGAGGGAUGAGGCUAUAAAGGAGAUUUGGGAGAAACCAGAGGGAGCGCAAAGAGGCAAUUCAGGAAGGAGAAAACCGAAAAGAUCCUUUGGGAGCGAAACGAGCGGCAAAGAGAGGCGAUAUUAAGGAGCAAGGAAGAGGGUAACCCCGAGGGUUUUAGGGGCUUCAAAGGUGCUCUUAAGGCUGUUAUACCUCGGUGAAAUCGGAGAGGGGGAGAUCUUGAGAGGAAAGGCGAGGGAUUCGGGUUCUCUUUCUUCUAGGGAUUUUCUAGAAAAAAAAAAGGAACAGAGAUUGAGAUAUACAGAAGCUCAGGGAGGGAAGGAAAAAUUCUUUGGGGCCUCACUCAUUUGAAGGAACUUAAUUUGCUGAAGAAUGGUGGCAUCAACUUCAGGCACCACUUCUCUUAAAGAAUAUUUGAAACGAUACGAAAGCACUGAUGUAGAAGAAAAUAAAAAGAAAAAAAGGAAGACAAAAAUCAAACCAGAUGCGAGCGGUGUUCUUGUUGUGGAUGAAGAUCCUGUUUGGCAAAGACCGAUAAAUCUUGAUGAAGAAGAAAAUGACAAAGAUUCAGCAGAUGAGAAGCCCCAAGUUGAUGAAGACAUUGAAGUUCGAAGAAUGAAGAGGCUGGAACAACUUAGAGCUAGGCGAGCUUAUAACGCUAUUGCUGAGGAUGGCAGUGGAUGGAUUUCAUUGUCUCCUAAACGUAAAAAUAUUGAUGACAUGAAUUCUGAUAUCUCCCCACCACGUAGGCAGAAGUCUCGAAAUGACACACCUCCUCCAGAACCAGGAUUGAGGCCCUUGGGAUGUGGUGGAGAUGAUGUUGAUUUGUCACCUCUAAGGCAACGGAAACACCAUCAUACACCAUCACCUGACCCAAAUGGAAAACGUGCACCUUCUAUUCAUUCAGAUUCUGAUAUUUCUCCACCACGUAGGUCAGGGCACGGAUUGACAGUCCAUCUCCAGGACACCAACUUUAAACUUUCAAGAAAAGAUGAAGAUGAUUUCUCUCCUCCUCGGCAGCGGAAGAAUCGUUAUGAUUCUCCUUCACUUGAACCUGUAAUUUCUGUUGGUCUGGAUUCUGAUUUAUUACCGCCUCGUAAACAGAGAAAAGAGAAUGAAAGUGUGCCGACUAAUUAUAUACUGCCUCGACGGCAGAGGCAGAAGCACUACCAUGCUUCUUCGCCUAAACAUGAUUUAGAGCCUGCAAAAUCCAUGGGCCAAAGUACUGAGUUGUCUUCUGGUAGGCGGCGUCAUGAUUCCUCAUAUCAAGAUGAUAAACGCGCUUCCCAUGAGCUAGUUCUUUCACCCCCACGAGAAAAGGAAUUAAUUGGUGUAGCUUCUGCCAACGAACCUCGUAGAACUGGUUUAAUCAGUGGCCGUGAUAUCCGUGAAGAAAUUUUGAAAACCAAGAAAGAUGAAAUUUCAAGGUUUUCAGCAAUGGAUCCUCAUUUAAGUGGAAAAGGUGCUGAACCUGUGUUUCGUGAUAAGACUAAAGGGCAUCGCAUAUCUAAAGAGGACUACUUAAAAAUACAUCAGAAGGAGGAAGAAAAGCCUAAGGAGAAGUUGGAAUGGGGAAAGGGCCUGGCUCAAAAGCGUGAAGCUGAAGCAAGGUUGCAAGAGCUAGAACUUGAGAGGGACAAACCAUUUACUCGGACCAAGGACGACCCUGAACUAGACAAAAUGCUGAAGGAGAGAGUUAGAUGGGGUGAUCCCAUGGCACAUUUGGUCAAGAAAAAGCACACUGAUGCUGUUCUUCCAGACCUGGGGGAUAAUGAGAAGAUGAAGGAGUCAGGGUUCAUAAUUCCACAGGAUGUUCCAAGCCAUAGCUGGAUAAAAAGAGGCUUAGAUGCUGCUCCAAACCGAUAUGGGAUAAGACCAGGAAGACACUGGGAUGGGGUUGACCGCAGUAAUGGUUUUGAGAAGAAGAUGUUCUUGAGGAUGAACCAAAAACAGGCUACAGAAAGGGAAGCUUAUCUUUGGUCUGUAUCUGAUAUGUAAGUUUGUGUUGUAGGCCUGCUAUUGGCUACAUUCUUCCAUUUUACAGUUGCACCUAUUGUAUCGCCAGAAUCAACAGUAUUUAAGUUUUGGGUUAGGUCUGUUUGUUGCAAACCCUUUGGGCUGUAUUCUGUUGACUGACUCGUAGAGGUUGUUUCUUUGUACUGUUGGAAGCACUUUUUCUCUCCAUGUGGCAUGUUUUCUGAAGACCGACAUCUUUGUUUAUAUCCAAAAUUACAUCAAAUGACCAAUCAAGAGGGUUGACUUAA